This is a messenger RNA of Phlebotomus argentipes, 530 nucleotides long. It is a transcript of the gene Ssb-c31a, whose product is annotated as RNA polymerase II transcriptional coactivator. Gene Ontology annotation, biological process: positive regulation of transcription initiation by RNA polymerase II. NCBI's taxonomy places the organism in Eukaryota, Metazoa, Arthropoda, Insecta, Diptera, Psychodidae. The record is from RefSeq and is a predicted model, not a curated record. Gene Ontology annotation, molecular function: DNA binding; transcription coactivator activity. Bases 133 to 468 code for a protein of 111 amino acids. The transcript has 3 exons.
CUAUUUUGGUCAUCUUGGCGAUAGCAACGCCACUGUGCACUUUUCGCGGAAGUUUGUGAGAAAGUAAAAUCAAAGGAUUUUUUCUCCUGCAUUUCCCAGAGAUUUUCCACAGGAAUAGUAUAGCACAACAGAAUGCCGAAAGACAAGAAAGCCAGCAAGAAAUCCAGCAGUUCGGACAGCGAUUCCGGACCAGAGGACAGAAAUCCACCGUCGAAGAAAGCAAAAUUGGGGGAGAAAGAGAAGCAAGCGUCUUCAUCCAACGUCACCGGAGCGGAUGCUGAGUGGCAGUUGGAGAAGAUGCGCUGGGUGAGUGUGUCGGAGUUCCGCGGACGGAAGAUGGUGAACAUUCGGGAGUAUUAUGAGCGCGACGGGAAGAUUCUGCCGGGAAAGAAAGGAAUCGCUCUGUCUGCGGAGCAGUGGAGGAAGCUCUGCUCCGUUAUGAACGAGGUGAAUGAGGAGCUGAAGUGAGAAAGAGUGUGGAGGAGGUUUCAAUGUUUAUUCCUAAAAAUAUUACAACACAUUUCGAUAAA